CUACUUCCUGGUGCACUGGUUAUAACCGAAAGUAAUCGUUUGCGUCAUUUUCUGUGCAUUAUUGCGACGGUGUGUUUAUUGUCUGGGUAUAUGACACGCUGCCCACUCCUUCCUAUCAGCCACGCUGCCUCCACCUUCAGCUCCACUCUGCCUGGAUCUCAGCCAUUAUCCUCUCACCACUGCAGCAGGAGCUUCACAUCACCGUUUCAUCUGCUGGUUCUCAAUAAAGCCUGUCUUUGUGAGAAGAUAUGUCGGUUCCAGGGCUUCUCCUCGAGACUCUGGAGGAGCUGGGCAAGGAUGACUUCAUCGCGUUUAAGUGGCACCUCUCCAUAAAGAUCUUGGCCAACUGCAAACCGAUUCCCAAGUCCCGCCUGGAAGACAUUCCCCGGACGGAAACUGUGAGCAGGAUGAUAGAGAGCUACGGCGAAAAGUCAGCUGUGGAUGUCACUGUUGCAGUUCUGAAGACGAUGAAUCAGAACAACGCUGCGGAUGAGUUAGAGAGAAGAUACGCAGCAGGAGCAGGAGCAGCAGGGGGAGCAGCAGCUACACCGUCCUCCUCUGCUGCGGUGCCUACUGCUGCUCCUGGCGCGAUGGUAGCUCAGCAGGGAGGCAUCAUCAUCGCGCCAUCAGUCACCGGUACCACCUGUAAAGCAGUGAAUAUAACCAUUAAUAAAUAAACUGGGCUGUGUUUAUUAAUGACCAGUUUUUGUUAUAUGAAGUUAUAGUUGUUUACAAAUACAUGAAUAAGCACUUACAUCUGUUUACAACUAUAUCAUAGUGUGUCACAAAUAUUAAUUCAAUGUGUCUAUAUCAGGUUUAUACAUGCUUGAACGUUUCUCAUUCUCAUUCUCAAGUCAUACGAUGACCACGAGCAAUAUCAUGACUUUAUAUACAUUUUCCAUGCUAUGGUGCUUUAAGACCAAGUACUAAAUGAAGAAAACAUUUUUUAAAUGUGCUUAAAAUUACAUCAUUCUAAAUAAA
Molecule: messenger RNA, 981 nt
Organism: Morone saxatilis (striped sea-bass)
Lineage: Eukaryota; Metazoa; Chordata; Actinopteri; Moronidae
Product: pyrin-like
Exons: 4
Coding region: 249-677 (142 amino acids)
Source: RefSeq, a predicted model, not a curated record